Molecule: messenger RNA, 3847 nt
Organism: Spea bombifrons (plains spadefoot toad)
Lineage: Eukaryota; Metazoa; Chordata; Amphibia; Anura; Pelobatidae
Gene: VCPIP1
Product: valosin containing protein interacting protein 1
Exons: 3
Coding region: 134-3706 (1190 amino acids)
Biological process (GO): Golgi reassembly; protein K48-linked deubiquitination; protein K11-linked deubiquitination
Molecular function (GO): cysteine-type deubiquitinase activity
Source: RefSeq, a predicted model, not a curated record
AGGCGGUGUCAGGGGGGCUGCGCUUCCGCAUUGGAGACCGGCCGGUGGGGCUGUUGUUGUUAUUAUUAUUAUGGUGGGCGAUGUUAGGCUGUCGCAGAAUGACUAAACGGUGACCCGUAUCCAGCCUGUCGCCAUGUCUCAGCCACCUCCGUCCCCAUCGCAGGUCCAGCAGAAGAGAAGGGAUCGGCGCAUCUUCUCCGGGACUUGCCCAGAUCCGAAGUGCCGUGCCCGGCUGUUUUUCCCGGCCCAGCAGGGUUCUGCCAGCAUUGAGUGUACGGACUGCGGCCAGAGGCAUGAGCAGAGGCAGCUGCUGGAGGUGGAGGAGGUAACGGAACCAGAUGUUGUGCUGCACAACCUGCUGAGGAACGCCCUGCUCGGAGUUGCUGGGCCUCCCCGGAGGAGCACCGACAUGGUUAAAGUCAUGGGGCUCUCCAAUUACCACUGUAAGCUGCUCUCCCCCAUCCUGGCCCGAUAUGGCAUGGACAAGCAGACAGGCAAGGCCAAGCUACUAAGAGACAUGAACCAAGGGGAUGUGUUUGACUGCUCCCUGCUGGGUGACAGGGCAUUUCUCAUUGAACCGGAGCAUAUCGACACAGUGGGCUACGGGAAAGAUCGCUCGGGUAGCCUCCUCUAUCUGCAUGACACUCUGGAGGAUAUCAAGAGGGCCAACAAUAACCAGGAAUGCUUUAUCCCUGUGCAUGUUGAUGGGGAUGGCCACUGCUUGGUCCACGCUGUGUCGCGGGCACUGGUGGGCAGGGAGCUCUUCUGGCACGCGCUGCGUGAGAACCUCAAGAAGCACUUUAAGGAAAACUUGGACCGCUACAAAGCUCUCUUCCAUGACUUCAUUGAUGCAGCCGAAUGGGAAGAUAUAAUAAACGAAUGUGACCCGUUGUUUGUUCCACCUGAGGGAGUCCCUUUGGGUCUUAGAAACAUUCAUAUAUUUGGACUGGCUAAUGUCCUUCACCGUCCCAUCAUACUUUUAGAUUCCCUAAGUGGUAUGAGGAGCUCUGGGGAUUAUUCUGCGACGUUCCUGCCCGGGCUCAUACCGGUGGAGACUUGUAAGGGUAAAGACGGACAUCUGAAUAAGCCAAUAUGCAUUGCGUGGAGUAGCUCUGGUCGUAAUCAUUAUAUACCUUUGGUUGGUAUUAAAGGCUUGUCUUUACCAAAGCUGCCUUUAAAAAUGCUCCCAAAAGCAUGGGGUGUGCCUCAAGACUUGAUAAGAAAGUACAUAAAAUUGGAAGAGGAUGGAAGUUGUGUGAUUGGUGGAGACAGGAGCUUACAAGAUAAGUAUUUACUCCGGCUCGUAGCUGCAAUGGAGGAGGUAUUCAUGGACAAACAUGGUAUCCAUCCAAGUUUAGUUGCAGAUGUGCAUCAAUAUUUUUACAGGAGGACAGGAGUCAUUGGAGUCCAGCCUGAAGAAGUGACAGCAGCCACAAAGAAAGCUGUUCAGGAGAACCGCCUCUACAAAUGCCUAAUAUGUGGUGCUCUUUCUGAACUUCUGGUUCCAACAGAGUGGUUGGCCCCUGGAGGAAAAUUAUAUAAUUUGGCAAAAACAACUCACGGACAGUUGAAGUCAGAUAAAAAUUAUAGCUUUCCUCUUAACAAUGUUGUCUGCUCCUACGAUGUUGCACAUGACAUCUUAAUACCCGACUAUAACUUGAGUAAUUUGACCAGUUGUAAUUGGUGCCGUGGAACUUCUGUGCGCAGAGUGAGAAGUGAUGCUUCAAUCGUUUAUCUGGAUGGUGACCGAACCAACACCAGAUCCUUUGGUGGCAAAUGUGGCUGUGGCUUCAAACAUUACUGGGAUGGUAAAGAAUAUGAUAAUUUACCUGAAGCUUUUCCCAUUACUCUUGAGUGGGGUGGCAGAGUAGUGAGAGAAACUGUAUACUGGUUCCAGUAUGAAAGUGAUGUCGCGUUAAAUAGCAAUGUAUAUGAUGUUGCAAUGAAACUUGUUACCAAGCACUUUCCUGGAGAAUUUGGGAGUGAAAUUUUAGUACAGAAAGUUGUUAAUACGAUAUUACACCAGACUGCUAAAAAGAAUCCAGAUGACUACACCCCGGUAUCUAUUGAUGGUGCCCAUGUGCAAAGAAUUGAUGACAUUAAGCAUGACAAGGAGUCUGAGUCGCAUACUCCAACCAAAAUCAUAUUGACUGGUCAGAAAGCAAAGACUUUGCACAAAGAAGAAUUAAACAUGAGCAAAGCAGAAAGGAAAAUUCAGCAAAACAUUUCCGACCAAGCGGCCGUGGUGCAGAAACGCAAAACAGAAAUGAUGAAACAUGAACAGAAAGGACAAGCGAGAUCCUCAUCUCCUGGAAGCAUCAGAGACAGCCCGUCGUCAAGCCCAUCCACCCCUACUAAAACACCUUACUCCCCAACUUCUUCCAAAGAAAAGAAAAUUCGGAUAACGACCAAUGAUGGUAGACAGGCAAUGCUUACCUUAAAGUCUACAACAACCUUUACUGAACUGCAGGAAGGAAUAGCAAAGGAGUUAGAUAUUCCUCCAUACUUACAGUGCAUCCGUUAUGGAUUUCCUCCGAAGGAACUUCUCCCACCCAUGGAUGGCAUGGAAAAUGAGCCGGUCCCAUUGCAACACGGAGACAGGGUGACAGUGGAGAUCUUAAAGUCCAAGGAUAAACCUGCUCCGCGUACUUCAUCCCACUCGGUCCAUGAGGUUACAGACGAGGACUCUACAGUUUCUGCUAAAUCCGUUUCCAAGGAACUUCAAGAGCAAAUUGACAAAGAAAUGUAUUCUUUGUGUCUGCUGGCAACUCUGAUGGGAGAAGACAUCUGGACUUAUGCGAAGGGGCUUCCUCAAUUGUUCCAGCAAGGAGGUGUAUUUUACAAUAUCAUGAAGAAAAAUAUGGGAGUGGUUGAUGGGAAGCAUUGUACAUUUCCCCAUCUUCCUGGAAAAACAUUUGUUUACAAUGCAGCUGAAGACCGGCUGGAGCUUUGUGUGGAUGCUGCGGGUCAUUUUCCAGUCGGCCCUGAGGUUGAAGACUUGGUGAAAGAGGCUCUGAUCCAAGUACGCUCGGAAGCAUCUUCCAGGGGCAGCAGGGAGUCUAGUCCCUCGCACGGACUGAUGAAGCUGGGCAGUGGUGGAGUAGUGAAAAAGAAAUCCGAACAGCAUCAUAACGUGACAGCCUUUCAAGGUAAAGGACACUCGCUUGGAACAGCUUCUAGUAGCCCAGAUUUUAAUCAGAGGCCCAGAGAGGUAACUAAGCUUAGUGCAGCGAGUGAUUUCAGUGGCACCUUGACGCAUUCAGAUAAUUCUGCUUUGCCAUCUACAGCCAGUGAUGGGGAGCUUAUCAGAGUAGCUCCUGGAGUAGUGACCAUGAGGGAUAGCAGACAACUUGAUCCUAAUUUGAUUGAGGCCCAGAGGAAGAAAUUGCAGGAGAUGGUUUCUUCCAUUCAGGCUUCAAUGGAUAAGCACUUACGGGAUCAAAACUCGGAGCAUUCAGCAGUUGCUGACACAUCCCCGAAGAAAGGAGAAUGGCUUUCUUCAAAGCCCGUGAGCAGUCACACAAAUACGGUUGCAGAUACAACUUUGGGAUCUGGAACAAGAGGUAGUAACAUGGGAAGUUCAAUGGAAACAGCAUUGCCGGUGAGGCCUAAGAUGCAACCUAGAGUUUCUACAGAGGAUUCGGAAGAGAUGGACAGCCAAGACAUAGAUAUGACCAACAUAGCCGAGCCUAUGGAUCAUUCAUGAUGAGUAGGAAGUUCUCCGUGAAAUUAAAAUACGCUAAUAUAAUAUAUGUUAUAUGAUGGCUGGGCCAUAGUGUGAAAUAAUCCAUUACAGAGAAUCUUGUAUGUUAAAAAGAAUAUUAAAAUCCUUUUCUCUGCAUGAAAA